Populus trichocarpa (black cottonwood) is the source of this 2480-nucleotide messenger RNA. RefSeq lists its product as uncharacterized. Gene Ontology annotation, molecular function: protein binding. The coding region runs from base 63 to 2171 and encodes 702 amino acids. The record is from RefSeq and is a predicted model, not a curated record. The transcript has 2 exons. Lineage: Eukaryota; Viridiplantae; Streptophyta; Magnoliopsida; Malpighiales; Salicaceae.
UCCCACUACCGCAUCCCUCUUUACCCUCUCUCUCUUCCGUUUCCAACUCACCACCAUCCGCCAUGGACCCACCACCACCUCCUCAACCUCCCCCACCGUCCUCCACCGCCGCCACCCCUACUAUCUACCCGGAUUCCGUCGAAUCUUCCCCUCGCUCCCGCAACACCGACUCCAACUUCUUCGACGACCCACCACUCCCUCUCUCUUCAAAACUCCGCCUCAUGUGCUCUUAUGGCGGCCACAUAGUCCCUCGCCCACACGACAAGUCGUUGUGUUACGUAGGGGGCGAUACCCGCAUCGUUGUCGUCGACCGCCACUCAACUCUCUCCUCACUCUCAUCUCGCCUCUCCAACACUCUCCUUAACUCCCGACCCUUCAUUCUAAAAUAUCAACUUCCAAGCGAAGACUUGGAUUCCCUGAUUUCCGUCACUACAGAUGAAGAUUUAGAGAACAUGAUUGAUGAGUAUGACCGGACGAACAGCAACAACGGUCCGAAACCAUCGCGAUUGCGGCUCUUUUUGUUCCCUUUGAAGCCGGAGUCGUCUCAAUCGAUUGGGCCAAUUCUUGAAAACAGUGCGAAAUCAGAAGAUUGGUUCUUGAACGCUUUGAAUGGAGCUGCCGCGGCGGCGGCUGCUGGGUUGUUGAACAGAGGGUUUUCGGAUUCUGCUUCGGUUAAUUGUUUGUUGGGUCUUGAUUAUAAUGAUAGCAGUGAUGGUUUAAAUAAUGAAAGCAAUAGUAAUAAUAACAGUAACGCUGAUUUAGUUGUUGGUGGUGGUGGUAGAGAUGGGGAGGGGUCGAAUAAGGGAGUUGUAAAGCAAGAUGUUCAUUCAGUUCCGGAUUCUCCUAUGUUGGAGACUACGUCGUCGUUUGGUUCGACUUCUUCUUCGCCUUCGCUUGCGAAUUUGCCUCCGAUAAGGGUUCACGUGGAGGAUGGUGGUGGGGUUAGAGAUCAGAAAGUGGUGGGGAUCGAGGAUCAACUUGCUCAAAUGACUGUUGGUGGUGGCCGUGUCGGGCAGAGGCAGGAUGAGGGAUUUGCGGCUCUGUCAUCGCCGCCGCCGAUGCCUGUUUCAAUUGCGGUGUCGAGUGUGCCUGUUGGCGGUCAAAUGGUUGUUGGUGAGUAUCAGAAUCGGGUUUUCUCUGAUGAUGAAAGAUCCGACCACGGGGUUCCUGUUUGUUAUAGAAAGCCGCCGCAGCCACAGCCUCAGACGCAGAUGCAGACUUUGACUCCCCAGAAUCAACAGAGGUCAGGCAGUGGCGGCGGUGCUGCUAUUGAUUUACCUUCUCCAGAUUCAGUUUCAAGUGAUAGUAGUCUAAGCAAUGCUAUAAAUCGACAAAAACCCGUGAUUUAUCAAGACCAAAUUAUGCAAAUCCCAUCUGGAGCGAACAGGGUUGCUGCUAACCCUGUUGAUUCAAAGAUCAAUGCUUUCUCUGAUCCGAACACUAGAGUUCAGAUUCAUCAACAGGUUCAGGAUUCUGGUUAUGUACUGCAACACCAAUUUGAUCAACAGCAACAGCAACAGCAGCAGCAGCAGCAGCAACAACCACAACAACAACAGCAAUAUAUACAUGCUGGUGCUCACUAUAUUCAACAUCAUCCCACAGGAGCAGUGCCCAUGUCGGCAUAUUAUCCUGUAUACUCUCCCCAGCAGCAGCAGCAGCACAAUCACCAGCUUCAGCCUCACAUGGAUUCGCAGUACCCUGUGUACUAUGUGCAGACAAGGCAACCCCAAGCUUACAAUUUGCCUGUGCAACAACCCAGUAUUAAUGAAUCGACAACUACUAGCCGAAAUCAAACACCUCCCAAUCCCAACAUGGCGCCUCCUAGCACUUUCAAUCCCAUGAGAAAUGCUCCCAUUGUGAAACCUGAAUUGGCUGCUUAUAGAACAGCGACUCCAGGCGCACCACAGUUAGUUCAGGUCCCGUCCAGCCAACAUCAACAGCAAUACAUUGGUUACUCUCAAGUUCAUCAUCCAUCUCAGUCUGUUGCCCCUGCUUCUACUGGUACUGCUAAUUAUGGUUAUGAGUUUGCUGAUCCUACUCAAGCUCAGAUAUACUAUGCGCAGCCUAUGGCUCCCGCAAUGCCUCAGUACCAUACCAUGAUGCCAGAUUCUUCAGGGCAACUUUCCAAUGACAACAUGAAGCAGCAGAUCAGAAGUUCACAGCCAAUGUAAGUCAAAUUCAGAGGGGAAAGAAGACACAAUUUUGAAAGAAGGUUCUGUGGUUUAUAUAUUUGACAUUUCUGCUUAGCGUCCGUCUUGGAAUGGUUUUGGUUUGUGUUUAUGUAUUUGUGGUAGAUAAUAAGGAACUCUGCUCGUCUUUACUCUUUCUUGUAUGUCAUAUUGUUACUUUCAUAGGAAAUGAAAGUGGUCUGGGAUUAUACUGUAAAAGCUCGAACUACAUAUAUUGUGUGGUUGUGCAGUUCAUAUAUCAGUUGUUGAAUAAAUAUUUACACAAGUGGUGAGAGCUUUGAAUUAAUUAAA